Molecule: messenger RNA, 1084 nt
Organism: Cryphonectria parasitica EP155
Lineage: Eukaryota; Fungi; Ascomycota; Sordariomycetes; Diaporthales; Cryphonectriaceae
Product: alpha/beta-hydrolase
Exons: 1
Coding region: 1-828 (275 amino acids)
Biological process (GO): secondary metabolite biosynthetic process
Cellular component (GO): cytoplasm; nucleus
Source: RefSeq, a predicted model, not a curated record
AUGCACAACGGCACCACCAACACCGGCGACGCCGUGGCCCCCGCCCCAGACAAUGCCACGCUGCACCUCCCACGAAUCCUCUGCCUGCACGGCGGCGGCACCAACCCACAGAUCUUCUACAUGCAGUGCCGGGCCAUCUCGCACCACCUCAAGUCGCAGUUCCGCAUGGUCUACCCGUGCGCGCCCUUCGCCUCCACACCGGGACCCGACGUGCUCAGCGUCUUUGCCGAGUACGGACCGUUCAAGCGCUGGCUGAUGACGCCCGGCCCCAACGCUGUGGAGGAGUAUCCCAAGGAGACCUGGGCGGCCAUCGAGAGGCAGAUCGGGGACGCCAUGGACGCCGACGACAGGCUGGGCGCGACGGGCGAGUGGGUCGCCGUGCUGGGCUUCAGCCAGGGCGGGCGGGUCGCGGCCAGCAUCCUGCUGCGGCAGCAGGAAAAGCCAGAGAGCCUGGGCCGCCUGCGCAGGUCCGAGAAGGGGUUCCGGUUCGGGGUCUUGAUGGCUGGACGGGGCCCGCUGCUGCAGUACGAUCCAGACAGGGCCUCGUGGCUGGACAAGGACGAGAGGUUUGACUACGAGAGUAAUGACAGCGCCGGGAGGAUCCUUCGUAUACCGACGAUUCAUGUGCACGGCAUGCAGGACCCGGGCUUGGGCUAUCACCAGAUCCUGCUGGAGGAGUGGUGCGAUCCGAAGGCCACGACGCUGAUCGAGUGGGAGGGGGAUCACCGCUUGCCCAUCAAGACGACCGAUGUGAGGCCUGUGGUGGACAGGAUCAGGGCUGCAGCCUCUCGUACGGGGGUUCAGUUCAAAGCGGUAGAAGGCCAGUGAUGGCUUGUUGUGACUGGGCCAAUAUUAGAGACGCUUUCCAAGAAGAGAGAGAGAGAGAGAGAGAGAGAGAGAGAGAGAGAGAGAGAAUAUAAAAGGAUGGCAAAGACACAGGUUCAACACUUUUGAGGAAGCAUUUACAGACCAUACAGAGAAUAGUAUUUAGAAGCAGCACAGUAACAGUAUAGAAAUCUCUCAGAUCAGUGUUAAGUUGUGUGGACUUGCACAACGGAAGUUGUGGUCAGGUUUAUACAGCGGC